AUGGAUUUAUUUCGCAUGGCUUCUUUAAAUCGCAAAAGUGUAAGAGAAAAGUGCCAGAUACCGUCAAGCACAUUUGCAUCCAAUGACGCUGCUGUAAGCACGCCAAGCAUUCUCUUCUGGAGGAUUCCCAGCACUGGAGUUCGAAUACAACGACGACAGCGCAUUAGUAUCAGAAGCUCUCUUCGGGGAUUUGCAGCCUAUUCGAAGAAGAGUUCGGCAAGCCCUGAACAUCCUGUCUCGAUGCUCUUGCUCUCGCUCAUACACAUAUGGGGUGGACAGGAUAUACCGACCCUGAUGCUUCAUCGCGUGGCACAGCCUCAGAAACGCUGGAAUAUACAAGGGGAGAUCGAGGAGGCCGCGUUGGACCAGGAAACCGUCUCCCACUUCUCUCGAGUUUCUGUUGACGCGAAUGGCUCAGGUCUCAAGGUCUCCUUCGCCCGGGGACCCGUGACGGCCAGGAGACAAUCAGUCUCCCACCGAGUCUCUCAAACCCUGCGCAGGCUGCACCUGCGAGUGAUCCAACAUGUUACGGAGUUCGUCGUGGACCUCGUUGAGCGUCGUCUACUAUCAAGCCAACAGCAAUUGGAUUUUGCUGAUGUACUUUUGGAGUCGUCGAAGCUAGCCGACGCUUCUUCCAAGGGGCACGAUUGGAGAUUCAAAGCUGUCGAUAUAGCAGAGAAAAUUCUAGCCUCUCACCCGAAUCACAUAUUGCACAUAUCAGCCAUCAUCCGGAGAAAGGCGUUAUCUCGCCUCAUCACUGGCAAGAUAUACCACGAGCCGGUCCUCUCGGGCAUUCCUCUGACUGCACAAUCAAAUGCCCUUCUUUGGGAUCUGCGCUUAUCCAAAGCGCAAGAUUACGUCGAAGACGAUGACUUCACUGGAGCACAGCAAGAAAUCUCCCACUUCGUCUCGUUUGGCCCAAGCCAGGCUUCAACCCUGGAGAAUCUUUUCCCCCCGGGUGCAGAGCUCCACGACUCUCUAAUCUACCUUCUCGUCGGUGUCAACUGCGAGCUCCGGAAUCCCACAGAAGCAUUACGGCUCGCCGAGGCACCAGCGCGGCAUCCGAAGACGCAGAGCCGGCGGAUGAACGUCUUGCUAGCAGAGGCACACCUCCACGUCGGCAUGGAGGCCUGCCGCCUCUCCAACUCCCGCCCGUCUCCCACCUCCCUCACCGAAGCCAGACUCCUCUGUGAAAAAGAUCGUGCUCGCCCAGCAGGAGCCGAGCGCGGGAUCUCACCCAGCCACAGCCCAAGAAAGAGACCGGGUCGCCCAGGUCGAAAGAGUAGCACCCCUCCGGGUCGCAUCCGUCCUGGCGCGGAUCUCCACGCUCGAAACCAUUUCUUGCAACGGCGAAGAUCACGUGAACCAGGCACGCGAGAAGUGGAUCCAUGUUCUCGAGGCUGUGGAUCGCUGCGCUUGGAGGAAGCCGGGCUACAUGGAAGGGAUCUGCCAUUACUCGAUUGCUGCUCUCGAGAUGCGCUGUGGCCAACUGGACGCAUCACAACGGCAUCUGCAAACUGCUCGUACGCUCCUGGAAGCAUCGGGCUUUCGAAACUUGAUUGUUGGCUUGGGAGCUUUGUGGUUCGGUUUUAUCGGCGAUCAGAUAGCCGGGCAUGGUGGUUGCAGGAUUCAGAUGACGCCGGAUACAAUACGCGGCGCAGGGACUGGUGGAGAUAUUUGAAGAUUCGGGGCUUGUUGAGUGUAGAUAUUUGUCCAUCAGAAAUACGAGGUGCUAAGGACCACAUGGCUCUGGGAGAUUACCACUGUAACAUAGCCCAAUCUAAUCAAAGACCUUUAUCAUGUAACAUUCCGACACGCCUCUCAAGGCAUUGA
Drepanopeziza brunnea f. sp. 'multigermtubi' MB_m1 is the source of this 1833-nucleotide messenger RNA. The record is from RefSeq and is a predicted model, not a curated record. Lineage: Eukaryota; Fungi; Ascomycota; Leotiomycetes; Helotiales; Drepanopezizaceae.